AGCUCGUCGAAGGCAAGCGGCAUCUGAAGCUCAAGGCGCACGAAAAGGCGGUGGAUGCAUUCUCAGACGCCCUGGGCAUGCAAGUUCAGGCAGCUGGUGAGCAACAUCCCUCGACGGCUCCCUUCUACGUGGCCUACGGCAAGGCACUGCUCGACUGCGCUCGGGCAAAGGGCAACGUGCUCUCGGGCAUGUCUGGCGCUGGUGCCGGCGCCGGAGGUGACGAUGGUGACGAUGCUGAUGAUCUGACUAUUGCCUGGGAGGUGCUUGAACUGGCUCGGGUCAUCUACAGCUCUGCGGCGGCAGCUGGAGAUGCCGAAGCCGCUCAGCGUCAGGCUGAGGUCCAUUGCACCAUCGGCGAGGUCUGUCUCGAGUCAGACAACAUGGACGGUGCCAUCAAGGAGUACACUGCUGCCGCUGAGAUCUACAGCAAGACGCUGCCGCAGACCGAUGGCGCCGUUGCCGAGGUCUACUAUCUGCUUGGCACCUCGCAGCAGCUCGGCGGCCACCACACAGAUGCCGAGGCCUCGUUCACCAAGGCCGCCGACGCCGUCGCCGCCGCCAUCUCUGACUAUGAGACUCGUGCAAAGACGGCCUCGCCUGAAGACGCGGCCAAGCUCUCGUCCAAGAUCGCCGACCGUCGCGGCAUCCUUGCCGAAAUCUCCGACAAGAUCGCUGAAACCAAGGCGCUUGCCAGCGAGAUGGAGCUGCUGGCCAAGGCCAAGGCUGAGGCCAAGGCCAAGGCCGCCACCACAUCGGCCGCUGUCGCCUCGGGCCGGGCUGGCUUUAAGAACGCCACCAUCGACUUUGCCCCGCCGCCCUCGCGUCGCCUCUCGUCUACGGCCUCGUCGGCCUCGUCGGCCUCGACCAACGCCUUUGGUAAGCCAUCGGCAGCCUCGACCGCGCCGGUCAACGACCUCUCAUCGCUUGUCAAGCGCAAGCCAGCUGCCAAGCCGGCGGCAGGCGCCCCCGUCAAUGACCUCUCCUCGCUCGUCAAGCGCAAGGCCAAGCCUUCGGCCCCGCAAGCCGCAUCCCCCCCCGUCGGCUCCAAGCGUCCCGCCAAUGCUGCUCCCGAAGACCAGCCCAAAGCCAAGAAGUGA
Messenger RNA from Thecamonas trahens ATCC 50062, 1097 nucleotides. RefSeq lists its product as uncharacterized. Lineage: Eukaryota; Apusomonadida; Apusomonadidae. Gene Ontology annotation, cellular component: nucleoplasm. Gene Ontology annotation, molecular function: histone binding. Bases 78 to 1097 code for a protein of 339 amino acids. Gene Ontology annotation, biological process: CENP-A containing chromatin assembly; DNA replication-dependent chromatin assembly. The transcript has a single exon. The record is from RefSeq and is a predicted model, not a curated record.